Molecule: messenger RNA, 1582 nt
Organism: Corticium candelabrum
Lineage: Eukaryota; Metazoa; Porifera; Homoscleromorpha; Homosclerophorida; Plakinidae
Product: peroxidasin homolog
Exons: 4
Coding region: 44-1474 (476 amino acids)
Source: RefSeq, a predicted model, not a curated record
CUAUCUGUCUAUCUGUUUGUCUGUCUGUCUUGUCUGUGUGUCUAUGUGUCUGUCUGUCUGUGUGUUUGUCUGUCUCUGUCUAUUUGUGUGUUUGUCUGUUUGUUUGUUUCUUGUUUGUCACACAGCCGGUUACUCCACAUCGAACAAACACAAUUCUUUUCCAGAGGCUCCACAAAUAGCCGUUGCCCCAACUGCCCCCACAACAGUCAAUUAUGGUGCUGAAAUCUUCUUGCAAUGUGCUGCUACUGGCAUCCCUACACCACAGAUCACGUGGCUGAGAAACUCCCAAGAGCUCAAGUUUGACGAUAAUCGUCGUUCAAUUGACAUCGACAACGUGACUGAAAGUCUUAAUGGACGGCCAGUCGAUGUGAUAUCUAACCUCAUGAUCAGGAAUAUCACUGAUGAGGAUGAUGGUGUGUACAAGUGCAAUGUCAGCAAUAGUCAAGGAUGGACGAGUGCAACAGUGAGGGUAAAGGUUGAUGUGGCAGAGGCUCCACAAAUAGCCGUCGCCCCAACUGCCCCCACAACAGUCAAUUAUGGUGCUGAAAUCUCCUUGCAAUGUGCUGCUACUGGCAUCCCUACACCACAGAUCACGUGGCUGAGAAACUCCCAAGAGCUCAAGUUUGACGAUAAUCGUCGUUCAAUUGCCAUCGACAACGUGACUCAACGUCUUAAUGGACGGCCAGUCGAUGUGAUAUCUAACCUCAUGAUCAGGAAUAUCACUGAUGCGGAUGAUGGUGUGUACAAGUGCAAUGUCAGCAAUAGUCAAGGAUGGACGAGUGCAACAGUGAGGGUAAAGGUUGAUGUGGCAGAGGCUCCACAAAUUGCCGUUGCCCCAACCGCCCCCACAACAGUCAAUUAUGGUGCUGAAAUCUUCUUGCAAUGUGCUGCUACUGGCAUCCCUACACCACAGAUCACGUGGCUGAGAAACUCCCAAGAGCUCAAGUUUGACGAUAAUCGUCGUUCAAUUGUCAUGGACAACGUGACUCAACGUCUUAAUGGACGGCCAGUUGAUGUGAUAUCUAACCUCAUGAUCAAGAAUAUCACUGAUGCGGAUGAUGGUGUGUACAAGUGCAAUGCCAGCAAUAGUCAAGGAUGGACGAGUGCAACAGUGAGGGUAAAGGUUGAUGUGGCAGAGGCUCCACAAAUUGCCGUUGCCCCAACUGCCCCCACAACAGUCAAUUAUGGUGCUGAAAUCUCCUUGCAAUGUGCUGCUACUGGCAUCCCUACACCACAGAUCACGUGGCUGAGAAACUCCCAAGAGCUCAAGUUUGACGAUAAUCAUCGUUCAAUUGAUGUCAACAACGUGACUGAAAGUCUUAAUGGACGGCCAGUCGAUGUGAUAUCUAACCUCAUGAUCAGGAAUAUCACUGAUGAGGAUGAUGGUGUGUACAAGUGCAAUGUCAGCAAUAGUCAAGGAUGGACGAGUGCAACAGUGAGGGUAAAGGUUGAUGUGACAGGUAGGAAUUUCUGAUUUGGUGUCUUGAUUUGUAUUGUGUUUGUCUGGUGUAACAGCAGAUAGACAUGUAUAGGCGUGAAAGGCAGACAGACAGUGUGUUUGGACAGAACUGGACAGAACGAA